AUGGACGACUGGCAGGAAGCUGCCUUCACGAGGAGACAUGUUCACAACAGUUCCAGAAAAUCGAAAGCAGGCGGUGGGGCGUUCGAAGUCAAAAAGACAUUUGGUAACUACGAAAUCAAGUGCUCAAAUGCGACCAAAACGAGCUCAGAGUUAGGGAAGAGCAAAAGGAAUGCCGCAUCUCCAACAUUGGAUGUUUUUCGUCUGUCCGAAGACGGCAAGGGUUUGCUAGGAUAUUUGACCCUGCCGGGGGUUCUUGAGGCCAGCGUCAUCUUGACAGGAAGCCGAAAAGUCCUUGAACACUUGGUGUCACAGUUCGAGAACGAACAAGGGUCGGAGAUUGAUCUCGAUAACGACGAAAAUAAGGAGUCAUACGAUAGAGGCCAGGACGGAUCUGUCCAUGACAGCACUCAUCAAGCAGAAGACCACUUGGAAUCGGACGACCAGGAAAAUGCAGAUGAGUCAGGUGAUGAACACCAAAAAGACAACGAGUGCAUCCGCUUUCAACAGUUCGAAAAGAACAGUUUUCGCUCCCCCAAGUUUUGGUUUCAGUGGAAGGGACAGGUGACGACGUCCUCAGCAACGCCGGAUGGCCACGCGACCGAAACCCAUAAACUCGACUCUGGAAGGGGCUACAUCGUCUUCUCGGGCAAUGAUUGCCGUUCGUUCAAGGCAACAAUCACAUGCGAUGCAUUGAACUGGAAGGACGUCUCUCUGUCUGGCUGGAAACAGGUUUCUAUGAGUGAAAGGGAUGUUCCCUUUGCCUGGAGCUAG
Messenger RNA from Colletotrichum graminicola M1.001, 771 nucleotides. RefSeq names its product catalase. Bases 1 to 771 code for a protein of 256 amino acids. The record is from RefSeq and is a predicted model, not a curated record. The transcript has a single exon. Lineage: Eukaryota; Fungi; Ascomycota; Sordariomycetes; Glomerellales; Glomerellaceae.